UGAUAGUAUGACGAAAGAUCCGCCCCUGCUUCAGCCCCCAACAAAACCGCCGGGUCCUCUUUGCAGCCUCCACAGGCAGCAAACCGGACGCCCACGCGUCUUCGAGGUACGAUCGUAUCCGCUACAACCCAUCGUAUUGCGCGCGCAACCCCACGGGGACAAUCGGUCGGUUCCGUCACCCUUCGGUGAACGUUCGGCAGUCUUCGGCCGCGCUCGACCGGCCCGCGACAAAGGAAGACGGAGAACCGCCGGCCGCUCAGUACGGCAGACGCUCUUCUGCGGAGCGCACCACGAGUCGUGUGUAAGUGUAUCACUUCCGUCGUACACGCGCGCAACUGGUGAUCGAUUCGUACUUCCGCCACCGGUCGGCCUUCUCUUCGAACUCUACGGCAUCUGUCAAGGUCACUCGGUGACAGCGAAACAUCGCACAGUCGUGUCAUUCACCAUGAACCACAUAUGAGACAUGAUCGAACUCAUCCGGCGUCGAAUCAACAACACGAGCAUCUUCAACGAUAUCGUUCAAUUUUAAAUUCAUCGAGUCGACAGAUUGAUUCUGCACCAAAACAAAAACCAAUCCUGAUCGAGGGAAAACUUUUCACGAAGUAUAUUCCGGUGGUUCGCGAGCGAUUUUCUCGGCGAUCGGAGAAGCAAUAUUCGAUCAGGCAAACACGAAAUCGCAA
Molecule: messenger RNA, 680 nt
Organism: Osmia bicornis bicornis
Lineage: Eukaryota; Metazoa; Arthropoda; Insecta; Hymenoptera; Megachilidae
Exons: 2
Coding region: 8-460 (150 amino acids)
Source: RefSeq, a predicted model, not a curated record